Messenger RNA from Ilyonectria robusta, 1461 nucleotides. RefSeq lists its product as uncharacterized. NCBI's taxonomy places the organism in Eukaryota, Fungi, Ascomycota, Sordariomycetes, Hypocreales, Nectriaceae. The coding region runs from base 1 to 1461 and encodes 486 amino acids. The transcript has 5 exons. The record is from RefSeq and is a predicted model, not a curated record.
AUGACGUCUACGCCAGACAAGAGGCCACAACACGCCUUAUAUGAAGGCAACGAACCUGGGCUUCUCUGCUUCAACCCGAUGCUCCCUUUCCUUGCCCGACUUUUGGCGUAUGAAGCGUUCAGGGACUACAAAACCAUCGAAGACCUCUUGACAAUUGUGCCACCCGAGGAUGAGAUGUUGGUGUUACAGUGGAAAGACGACCUCCUUGAGACACCAUUCUUCAAAAGCCAGUCGACGGACAACAUUGAAACUGCGGCUGCGUUUAGCCAUCGGCAACGAUUACUCGGCCUACGGGCAGGAUAUGCGACACCGCCAAGACAUCAUGACAUCAGGGCGGAGGGUCUUCACUUGAUGAAUCUGUUCGAGUCCGAAGCUACACGUAUGGUAUACGCUGGACACACCGACCCGAAUACGCUCCCAAAGCAUUAUUUGCCUCGGAACAGCGCAGAUGGCCAGGCAGCCUACCACGGCCAGAAAAGGCGUGGCAUAUGCCUGCCUGCAAAGAAGCAAUUCGAGUUUGAAAACAGCCCUGAAUUCAUACGCAUAAACAAGGAACUCGUUAAGCGACGGGGCACAAGCGACAGCAAAUCGUCACAAGAGCGAAUAAAACUGUACGCGGAGAAACGGAAAAUGCUCGCCAAAGAGCUACGAGACUGGCAAAAACGCCAACCGGUUAAGCACGAUGAUGCGCCGGGAUACCAUAGGGCAAUAUUCGACCGUGUCCGGUUCAUGAUGCCGGAAAGAGACCGUCUGGCGCAAAAUCUCUUCGAGAUCGAUACGCUGCGAAGCCCCAUAGGUCUCUCAGUGCUUCGCGACAUGCUGGCUCUUUAUCAGAAGAGCUCUAACGUGGAGUACCGGCCAGGAUUGGAGCCGGACAAGUGCCCUUGCGGAAAAGGCAAUGACAGCUCUUACGACUGGCGACACGUGUACGCAUACUUCAAGGCAGCCAUGGCAAAAGCCUAUGGCUUUGCAGAGCUGUGCUUUCUGUGUAACGAGUGGUUCCAUUGCACCGAGGCCUGGGGUGCCCAUUGUCAACACCACUUGGAUCAUCCGGAUAGCCUCCCGGUUUGGUGCGAUCCUCUCACUUAUGGCGGCGUCCUCGCCAGAGCCGGUUACUGCCCGUUCUGCCUCGGGGACAGAAACUUGCCGGCCUCAGUACGAAUGCAUCAGUUCAAGAUACGGUGGACUUGGCUCGACCACAUCCAAACGCACAUCAGGACACUGGAAGGUGGGGACAUGCCUGUACACUGCCCAAUUCUGCAUCCCACCUGCCCUGGAGUGUUUAAAUCGGUCCAGGAACUGCAAUUUCAUCUUCAAGACGCUUUUGGUGUUGAGCGGAAUAGGGAUUCCACGAAGAUCAAGAGACCAAGAUAUGAAAAGAGAGAAGCAGCUGCCUCAGGUGUCCCCAGACCUUUCUCAGAGUUCCACUCCUUCCUUGGGCUCACAUACUACAGCUGUUGA